Hirsutella rhossiliensis is the source of this 3876-nucleotide messenger RNA. RefSeq names its product AAA domain-containing protein. The record is from RefSeq and is a predicted model, not a curated record. The transcript is spliced from 13 exons. NCBI's taxonomy places the organism in Eukaryota, Fungi, Ascomycota, Sordariomycetes, Hypocreales, Ophiocordycipitaceae. Bases 1 to 3876 code for a protein of 1291 amino acids.
AUGGCCGACAUCACCCGGGAGUAUGAGGAGCUCCAGGCAAAGCAAACCCGGCUUCAAACGCGCCAGGAGAUAAGGAUGCAUCUUAAACGAGUUCGUGGAGAGAUGCAGAAGAUCCGAGAAGACUAUAAAGUCGGGAAGAAGCAGUUAGUCAAUGGCAGAGUCAAGACAUUGAACUUUAAGCCCUGGCUAGAGUUUACGGGACGAGACGUUGAGUUCUACACUCUGGAGCAAAAUGGGGCGCCAGAUGUGGCCGACGCCGAGAAGAUUCGCUUCGCCCGCGACGCGGUCGGGCCCGAGGGAGCGCGCGCCAGCCCGAGGACGUGGGUAGGGACGGCGGCCAGAGGGGCGGCGGGCGACGGCGGCGACGGCGAGCCGUACAUACAGGUGCGACGCGGCGAGGAUUUCGCCGACUCGGCGGACGCCUCCUUCUUUGCAAAGGCCUUUCCGACCCUGUUCCCUUUGGGCGCCCAGGCGGAGCGGGUUGCAGAGGGCCUUAUGUCGACGCGGAACAUGAAGCUCCAGGCAUGGGCCGACGUCGUGCUGCGGCGUCACGGCGGCCGGUUCGCGACGCACCCUAUCUUCGCCUUCCUUGUCUUUAACAUGGGCGUGCGGUCUAAGAACCGCCAGGCCAGCAUGCUAGGCGUAGCGAGGAAGAACUUCGCAAGGGUCGAGGGCCUACUAAAGUCGUUAACGGCGCAGAGGCUCGAGGCGGCCAGGGGCCGAGCUCGAGGCCACAGGUACGGGGUGCCGGCUAUCUGGUUCACGCUGAACCCGAACGACAUUACGAACCUAGUAAAGUUACGGCUAGCGGCGCACCGCGGCCGCGACCCCGACGAGGCCGAGGCCUUCCUAAGUGACCUAGGGACCGCGUAUAAGCGGACGCGGCUGGCCAUAUCGGACCCGAUGAGCUCGGCCGUCUUCUUCCACCGGGAGAUGACGCUCUUCUUCGAGCACUACGUCAACGUCGGGGAGGAGUCGGUGUUCGGCCACGUCGGCGCAUACUACGGGGCGGUAGAGACCAACGAGCGAGGCGCCCUCCACAUCCACGGGCUCCUCUGGCUAAGGGGCAACGCGGGCAUUGGCGACGCGCUCGCCGGCCCGGACGCGGAGGAGCAGGCGGCGUACCGGGAGCGCAUCGUCCGCUACGUAGAUAGCGUCUUCUCUGAGGAGCUAGACGCAGAAGGUUACUGUGCCAUGCAGGCAGAGCGGUCGGCCACGGCGGACAUAUCGUCGCGGCUCGACGACGUCGCGCGCUUCACGGACACCUUCGACGAGGAGGCCAACUUCUGCGCGGGCGCGACGCAGAUCCAUACGCAUAGCGCGACCUGCGCGCCGUGGAGGUUGGUGGAGAGGACGGCGCUGACGGCGGACGGGGUGCUCGAGAUCCGGCGGACGCAUAGCAUGGUGAACCGGUGGAACAGGGCGAUGGCAGUGGGGCUACGACACAACCACGACAUCUCGUUCAUCGCGACGCAGCGCAAGACCAUGGCCCUAAUCUACUAUAUUACUAACUAUGCGACGAAGGUAGAGGACCCCGUGUGGAAGCGUGUGGCCGCCGCGGCCGAGUUCCUUCCUGUGCUAGAGCCGACGGGAGAGGGCAACAGAAGUGGCGCCGACCGCGACGCCGGCCGGGAGGGCGGGGCCGAAGGGGUCGAGGUGAUCGCGCACCUCCUAGGGUACCCGGCGGAGUUUAGCAGCGGCUCAGCGUGGGCGUAUAUAAACGCAAACCAGCUCUACUGGGCCGUCUUCCGCCGGUGGCGGCACCUCCGACGGGCGAGCGGCGCCGAGGCGACGGGCGACGCGCCGGACGAGACGGCGCUUAGGCGGCCGGGUUGCGGGGCGACUGUAUGCGUCGACGGAUACCUCAGCAAGGAGUUCAGCGAGGAAGACGACGAGUCGUGCCACCGGAGGGCGGCGGUGCAGCACCUGGCCCUAUUCGUGCCGUGGGAGUCCUUCCUCGGCGAGGAGGCAGGCGACAUUAACAACAUCUGGGCACGGGCGCGGGAGUCGCUGGCGCCGAGGGUCGCGCGGCUCGCAGACAACGUGCAGCUCCUCCGGCGGUCGGCGGAGGACGCGAAGCGCGACGCCAAGCAGUGGGCCGCCACGGCCGAGGAGGGCGGUAUGACGGCGCCGCAGGCCGACGACGAAGGCAGGGGGGCGGCCGAAGGGGGCGAGGCAUACCGCGCCGGCGGGGCGACGCGGCUCGGCUCAUCGACGUCGUCCGAACGCCGCCAGCGCGGGACAAGUCACGGCGCAGUCAACAGAGCUGCUAGCGAUGACGCAGCAGCUCUGCCGGUUCCAGCAGUCGGCGCUCGGGUCGGCGGCCGAGCUCGCGGCGACGGUGGUGGCGGACGAGAGGGCAGGCAGGCGGGUGAACCUACCGGGCUCGGCGCUGUCGGGGCGGCACUGCCGCGGCAAGAAGAGGUGCGGGCCAUCAAGUCGCAGCAGAGGAGCGCGGCGCGGGAGCGGGAGCGGGCGAUCCAGGGCAUCCAGGGCGGCGGGGCGGCGGCGGGCGUCGGGGCCGACCGCGGCGCGGCCCUUCGCGGGGUGAUGGGGGGCUUCGGCGAGGACGACAUCGACGUAACGGCGGCCGACGGCGACGCAGACGCAGGCACGGCGGCGGGGAUGCGCGAGCUGGCGGGCCAGCUCACGCUCAACGAGAAGCAGGCCAUCGCCCUCCUAAUCGUGUGCCGGCAACUCGACCGAAUCCGGCAGGGCGACGACGCAGGCGGCGACGGUGGUGGCCAGCUCUGCCUAUUCAUCGGCGGCGAGGGCGGCACCGGCAAGUCGCGCGUCAUCGAGGCGCUCGUCGAGCUGCUCGCCCGGAGGGACCUAUCGAGCCGGGUACUGGUUACGGCGACGUCGGGGACGGCGGCAGCGCGGAUCAACGGCAUCACGCUGCACUCGGCCUGCGGCCUUACGGGCGAGCGCUUCGUCGACGGCCGGUCGCGGAUGGACUGGCAGGAGAAGGAGGUGCUGGUGAUCGACGAGGUCAGCAUGCUCGGGGCGCGGACGCUGCACGCCGCCAACGAGCAGCUCUGCCGGCUGCGGGGGUUCCGGCCGGUGCAGGAACGGUCGAUCCUGCUGCCGAGCGCGGCGGUGGCGUGGGACGAGGACGGGGCGUUCGCGGCCGAGCAGCGGCGGCAGCACGACAAGGCGCACGCGCUGUGGCGGCGCUUCACGACGGUCGUCAUGCUAGACGAGCAGAUGCGGGCCGCCGGCGACCCGGAGCUGCGGCGGCUGCUCGGGCGGAUCCGCCGGGGCGAGCAGGACCGGUCGGACCUAGAGCUGCUCAACUCGAGAUGCUACCGGCCGGGCAGGCGGAUCCCGUGGGAGACGGGCCUGACGGUGGUGACGCCGCUCAACCGGAACCGCUGGAACCUCAACCUAGAGGCGGCGCUCGCGUUCCGGGAGAGGCGGCGGACGGCGGCGCGCGUCUUCCUCUCCGAGCAUAAGUGGAGGGACGGCGUGCCGACGGAAGAGGAGGCGGUGCUAAUGCUAGGCCAGGGCGACGACAGCGCGACCCCGGUGCCGGCCGUCUUCCUCUUCGUGCCAGGCAUGCCGGUCGUCGUGAACCAGAACACGCACCAGGGGCUGAAGCUUGAACGGGGCCGGCUCAUCAUGCACUUCGGGCGCCGGCGGGCAUCGUGCUGGCCUCGGAGACGACCAGGACUUCCACUUCGUCGGGAUGCCUGCCGGGACGAUCUUGCUAACGCCCAUCAGCGUCAAGAUCACAGCGCAGCGGAAGCGGCCAUGGCAGCGCAACGACGUCAGCCGGAGGGCCUGCCGUGCGCCGCGGCCUUCGCCUGCACCGACUAUAAGGUGCAGGGCGGGACGCCAGAGCGCGUGGCGCUGGAGCUGCGGGGGCGAGGAUGA